AUGGAUAAACCUCGGAAGCCAGAUGACUCGUCGCUGAGUAGUGGGAGUGAUACCAGUGUGAUCAGCGCUGAUAAUCCCUCAGCAGCACCAGUUCUUCGUUUUAUGCACACAUUUUACGGUAAAUUCGGAGCUUUGGUAGCCAGACAUGCUGUGGCAACAAUUGUUAUAACAACAUUACUUACUGUCAUCUUUGGUGUCAUCACGGCAACUACGAAGUAGGCCAAAACCUUUUGAAAAAAGAUUUUUUUUAAGUUUAGGUGAAUUUAAAAUUGUUUUUGUGACUUUACAGUAUUCGGUUUAAGAAAAUCAAAUUCACGAUUUAAACUGCUCAAAGCAAACUUUAAACUAUGAAAUUUGCUAUGUUUACUGCUUGUACAAUUAAAUUUACUGUAACUUAUUUACUGAACCAAUAUCAAAUUAGUGUAUUACAGAAAAGAGAGUGAUCUCCUAGCCUACGCCCCAACCAAUGCUAGAAGUCGGGUAGAAUAUAACACAUACCAAGAAUUCUUUGACAAUCACGGCCAAGGAAUAACAAUAUUCGUAUUGGUUACUCCGAAAGAUAAUCAGACAAUGAUACGAAAUGACCAUCUAAACCAAACAGUACAGGUUCUAGAUACGAUCUACAACAAGUUCAAAAUGCCAUCAGAAGAUGGCACGAAGCUACAGACUUUUCCAGAGUUUUGUCGUGGUUUCUGUCAGAUUAAUGAGCCUGUCAGACAGUUUUAUGUAAGUUGUUUUAGGUGGAUGUUGUUAAUAUUACAAAACUUUUUAAACUUAUAUUAGAAGUAA
Messenger RNA from Bursaphelenchus okinawaensis, 789 nucleotides. Lineage: Eukaryota; Metazoa; Nematoda; Chromadorea; Rhabditida; Aphelenchoididae. The record is from the annotation of a GenBank genome assembly.